AAUAUCAACUAAAGAUGACAUCGAUCMUACUAUCGAAAUGCUUCAUCGGCUUGUAGAUGAGUGAGUUCAGYGACUUCUAAUACUGGUUACCAGGGUGAUGGCGCGAAACAAUUGGAUCGUUUUUCUAACCAUUGGAGUUCUAAUGUCUACGUAAUUCAAUUUAUUCAGGGCUGCUAUCUUCGUGGUCGGAAAUUUUCCUAUUUUGAGAAAAGCAACGAUAGAAGCAUUGGAAUUGAUCUUCGGAACACGGCAGUUGACCCGACAAUUCGCGCUGGUAAGCAUAAAGAUCGAAAAUAUGUGUAUUUGCUUAAAGGUUUUGUCACGGCUAAUAGCAAAUAGCACGCGCUGCUUGACCCAUUGUGAUAUAUUCUCUGAUUUGUUUCCCUCCGUCACAAAAUACAAUGCAGGCUAUUGCUCUGGAAACAGGGAUGGUAACGCUGUCUCAGUUGCUGAAAAUUGUGAACAGAUUCCUAGCAAAUUUCAGUUCUAGGUCUAGACUUAUUCGUACUCUCCAACACAAGCAAGACGAAGUAUCGUCACAAGACGAAUGGUUUGACUUGGCAGAAAAGAUCGAUCAUAUUCAGGGGAACGACGUUUGGCGUUCGAACAACAGCAGCCAAUUAUACGAAGGUCAUCGAAUUUCAGCUCGGAUCGAUGAAUUUGUUCACUUAAUGCGAAGACAAGACAUUUUUGAGUUGAUGUUUGUUCUGAGGGGUGGGAUCGGACGAAAUCGAUAUGGACUUUUGCACGAAGGAUUAUUCUCAAAAGCAAUUGCAGGAACAAAAGUUCUGGUUGAAACGUGAGUAACACGACAACACCUCAUUAUGGCGUAAAUAUUUUGGUUGUUUUCGAUUGAAACGAGCACCCAAGAUUCCCGCUUGCCUCGACUAAUUUCUAUUUGAAUGUUACAAUGAAAUGGUGCUUGAAUUUUUUGCUUUCGAACAACCAGGUACCACAAUGUUGUUUGCGCAUCAUUGGAUUUCGUUUGUGAUGCGCCUGUGGCAGUUGGAGAAUCGCCUAUCCCGACCGAUGCAAGAUUGGCAUUCUUCAACGAAACACGACAUUCUUAUGGAAGAACAGCGCUCUUACUAUCUGGAGGUGCUGCACUGGGAUUCUACCACGUUGGAGUUGUAAAAACACUGAUGGAAAAUCGACUUAUGCCACGAGUACUAGGAGGGUCGUCUGCYGGUUCAAGUAAGUGUCUYUUUUCAAUUUUUUUUCGUCAUGUCAUUCAGAAUAUGCAAUUUUUCUUUCUCAACGAAAAUCCCUUUUACUAUGAUACGUAUAGUCGUUUGUGCCAUGGUUGGAACAAGGUCAGUGGAAUUCGACCAGUUUGCCAAACAAAAUUGUGUCACAAGCUCACAUMUUCCUUCUUUUUGGUUUCUAGAACUGACGAAGAAUGCAUCAAUGACUUAUUUAAUGUCAAAGGGACGACCGCGCCAGGUCACUCAGGGAGGAUCAUGAUUAAUUUUUUCCGACCUCUUCAUAUGCCAAGGAUGGCAAAUGAUGAACAGAAAUCUCAGUCUACAAAUAGAAUAGAUACGGAGAUCGGGGAGGUGUAUAAAAAUACAGCGGGGUUUUUCCACGAUGCAAAGCGAACCUGGCAAAUUUUUGUACCAAUUCAAUUGCGAAAUUUCACUUCGAUUCUCUAUGAUCUUCUGACGCUCAAAACACGCCCACAGGAAUUGUUGAUGAGCGAUACAGAGCACUUUCGAGAGUGCUUGCGAGUUAAUGUAGGAGAUUUUACUUUCCAGGAAGCGUUUGAUCGAACUGGAAGAAUCCUGAACAUAACUGGUAAGCUACAAAGUUCUGUGGAUCUACUCCUGCGAGAACAURCUCUUUUCAUUAGAAUGGGAGAUGAUGAAGCGUUAACAAUUGCGACGAAGAUGAAUCUUGUACUGACAGCUCAAGCUUACUUUUUGUUUCUCAAAUUUGUACAGUGACGCCGAAUAAUUCUAGUGAUCCACCUAGAUUAUUAAAUUAUCUCACAGCCCCUCAUGUCCUUGUCUGGAGCGCUGCUGUGGCAUCGUCAUCGCUUCCAGGAAUUUUUGAAUCUAAUCGCCUUCUAGUCAAAGACGCCGACGGUACAGUCCGUUAUGAAAGUGCCGAAGGUGCUUGUUUCUCUGAUGGAUCGAUGGAACAAGAUCUUCCUAUGCAGCAACUUAGCGAAAUGUUCAACGUCAACCACUUUAUUAUUAGCCAAGCGAAUCCACACGCUGUGAUGCUUGCAUCCUAUUCCCAUUCGAAGUCAAUUUGGUCGACCCCAUUGAUAGGCCUCGUGAAUUCUAUAUUGAUAUUUUUGAAGGAUCAAUGCCGAUCGUGGUUGACACACGUAGUUGAGAUGGUAGGUGGCAGAAGGUAUGCGCCACAGCAUGCUACCUCGCGUACGAUUGGGGCGCAGAUCUUUGUACAGGAUUAUGAGGGACGRGAUUGCGAUGUCUCUCUAAUACCCUGGAUUGGUCAUCGCCAUCUAUUUAGUGCUUUGUUGCACGCAUUAUACAAUCCGAGCAAAGCAGAAUUUCAAGAAUGGAUUGAAGCUGCGCAACGCCAAACAUGGAAGCAUCUACCUGCUAUCAAAAGUCACGUCGCAGAAGAGAUUACUCUAGACCGAUGCGUUCAACGACUACGGAAACGAAUUCUUGCAGAGAAGUGGGAAAAACAUCGAAAGAUUGGUUCAAUGAGUGACAAAAUAAGCGCGAAGGUUCCUAGCUUUUUUACAAGUCCUUCUCUUGUCAACUUUGGAGGUCUUGGAAUUGGCGACCAGACAAUUGUCGACGAUUUGGAUCAAGCACAAUAUAAAGAUGUAACCCAUUCCUCUCUAACGCCACUUACUCUACCUGCCGACAUUAAGCCGGGCUGGGCUGGACUUGGUCUCAAAGGCAAUCAUCGAUCAGCUGCAAGCCUCGAAAGCUCUGCUUCGCAUGCAUCCGGCCUAUUCAUCGAAGGCGAUGACCAUUCAAAAGAGCAGGCAGCUGGGGAGCAAACCAAUCACAUGCCAGUGUUCCAUGGAAAUAAAACAAUUUCUAUAUCCUCUUCUCACAACGAUUCAAAAAGGUAUCUAAAGACUACAAACAUGGCACAGUUUUAUUACAGAAAUAAUCCCAACCUCAGCAACAAUAGUAUCGACAAGAUUCAAAGAAGUCAUAGCCACGGGGGGAAGAUGGAAGAGAAUGAAAAUGAGAAGAGGACUUCAACUUUUCAACGUCAGAAGUSGAAGAGCCACACAAGUUUCGGAAAUACAUAGAAUAUGAUGACUAGAUCAAGAUGUUAUGGAAGAUAUUUUCAAUAAUAUUGUUUAUUAGAGUAUAUCGAUACUAAAAUUUAACAAAAUGCAAGGAGUACUUUUGCCGGUCAUAAAUAUUUGUACCCUGGUGAAUGUCAACGAUUUCCAAGUUGUCGAUGGCUUGGACAUAAUUGGCUUACGUUCUUAUACAGGUAGAUCUUCUUCAGAGACAGAGACUUUUCGAAUUUGUGCCCCUACAAUUGAAACCACGGGUGCAGCUGCAAGUGAAGGGUUCUGAUUACGAUAAUUCGAUGUUGCGGAGAGAGACUCAUUAUCAUCACUUCUGUCUUCCUCGUCGCUGUUACCCUCAACGUCAUCCAUCGUUUCACUCAUGUUAUCAUCGUCAUAAUCACUUUCUUCUUCCAAAAAUUCGAAGUCGUCAUCCCCGUCAUCCCCCAUUUCUUCGUCAUUUAUGCCUUGGACCAUCCGUCGUAAUGUAUUGCCCAGGCUAAAAACCGAUAAAGAUUCUCUUUCAUCAAAAAGUAGCGCCGCUGCAGUUUCUUCUAUGGCUUCGUCAGAAAUGCUGUUUCCUCCUAGCAACGAAGUGUGAAGAUGUGACCUUAAUGUACGUGCCAGGAUUUUGUAGAUAUCUCGUUCCCUUUCUACAUGUCGUAACCUCGAUUCUAUCUCUCGUUUAGCUUCAUUAGCUCUUUCAACAUUAGCCUGUUCUUCUUGUAAGCGUUGAUGCAAAAAGUCGACCUCAUUAGUGGGAACGUCAAACCCUUACAAAAGAAAAAAGAGGGAUAAUCAGAAAUUUCAGAAAAACAAUGAAAUGAAAUGAAAUAAACAAACACAAAUGCACGAAAAAACAKCAAUGCUAAUCUUACAAUUACGAUGCGUAAAAGACAAAAUUUCUGCCCACAAUGCUUUUGGUAACAUCGAUGCUGCAUUCACUUUGCGGGGCGGGCAAAUCUUGACGGGCUGAAUUCUACUUGCGUUCGAGCAAAGAAGCAAUUGAUUGCAGGCGCCACGAAAUGUAUCAGGGUACAAAGUAUGAGUAGAGGGAUUCCAUAUACGCGCUGGAAUUAUAGUGUGCAUGGAUGGACCAUUAAGAAGCGGGGCAAAUCGAACACCCGAUAUAACUUUGGUAGUAAACUGCUGACUUCCCUCAGAGCUGUCACAGAGGCUUCGAAUUAUUUUGACAAGUUCAUCCCCAACUGUGGUGAAAAGGAGACAUUAGGAACCAGUUAUGAAAUUUUCGAUUAAAAAAUCAGCCUCAUUCGUAACUUACCUGGACCUACUAAAAUCCCACCUGGCUUCAGCAUCCUCUUGAACAUAUGCACGUUUUCCUUUUCGAUUGCAGCACCGAUAUAAAUUCGAUCAAAUCCCAAGGCACAUUCUCCCCUAUUGAUAUCCAAUUCAAGCGCAUUUCCAUGGAUGAUAUCAAUAUUCGAGAGCUCUUGGUUUGCAGACUGUGUAUCCCUCCAAGCAGCGAUUGCUUCUCUCGAGUGACUKAUGACAUCUUCAUGGAUUUCUACGCAGUAAUGGAUUGAUUGUAAACCUAGAAUUGAAGCUGUAAUGCAGGUGAAGUAGCCUGUUCCAGAUCCGGCGUUUAAAACGCU
Pseudo-nitzschia multistriata is the source of this 4845-nucleotide messenger RNA. Lineage: Eukaryota; Bacillariophyta; Bacillariophyceae; Bacillariales; Bacillariaceae. The record is from the annotation of a GenBank genome assembly.